Molecule: messenger RNA, 13346 nt
Organism: Podarcis lilfordi (Lilford's wall lizard)
Lineage: Eukaryota; Metazoa; Chordata; Lepidosauria; Squamata; Lacertidae
Source: the annotation of a GenBank genome assembly
GGAAGUGACGUCGCGGCGCGUUUCCGGGCGACGGGGCUUGCGGCCUGUCCGCGUGUCUAAGGCAACGGACGGAGGGCGACGUUGGGCGGUUUCCCUCUUUCUCUCUGCUUUCUGCUCGGGGGCGCCUUGACAGCAAUGGCGGUGCGGGCCAGCUUCGAGAAUAACAACGAGAUCGGCUGUUUCGCCAAGCUCACGAACGCCUACUGCCUGGUGGCCAUCGGGGGCUCAGAGGGCUUCUACAGGUAACACCCCCCCCAAAAAAGGCCUUCCUCUCAGCCUGGCCGCACCUCGAGCCUCUCCAGGGUAUUUCUGUCACCCUUUUCUCCUGCCCUUCGAACUCCGGACUCGGACCCUGAAACCAGGAGCCAGGCCUGGCCCGUGAAAAGGAAGCUGCCGCUCGGCAGCCGGGCUUCUUUCCCUGCCCCCCCCCCCGAAUAUUGCUAAAACUAUGAGGGACUCCAUUAAGGCCCUGGGCAAGUUAUGGGUGGCAGGUUUUGAACUGUUCUUAAUCCCCAAUGCAGCUUCCGCACUGGUGACAUCACACCAGUCCUAAAAGAUCUAUUAUUGGCUCUCCCGGCCUGUUUCCAAGCACCACUCAAGGUACUGGUGAUGACCAUUAAAGCCCUAAAUGGCCAGCGCCCUGUAUAUCCGAAGGACACUGAGGGCCUUCUGGCUGUUUCCUCAUUGCAAGGAGGCCUCCUCAGUAGUCACACCCCCCAGUGGCACGCCCUCCCCUCAGAUGAGAUAAUUUAUUAAGGUCAAAGACCAGCUCGCAUAACACAAUAAAAACAGUGUUCAUAAAGAUAAAAUAUACAAUUAGAUUGGAUUGCAGCAGUAGCUCAUGAGUUAAAAUUGAGAUAUAUACAUAACCUGUAAAACUGAGAUUUGGGCUACCAUAAAAAUUGACCCUGAGGCGCCCCAAAGGGCGACUUAAGCUUUUCCCUAGUAAGCUAUUUUAUUCUAGAUUUGUGCCUACAAAUCUGGGAGCAGAAUCUGGCUACCAGCCAGGUCGUCUUGUGGUCUUUGCCUAAGAGGAGAGACUUAACUUUAAACUUGUCUGAAAGAUUGGCGAGCCUCUUCAGCAAAGGAUCAAUGGUGUCUCUAUGAAUCUCAGCGUAAAAAGGACAUCUAAAAAAUAUAUGGUCGGGGCUUCCUAUUUCCCCUAAUGAGCAGGCGCGAAGUCUCUGUGUGUAUGGGACUCUUCUGUAGGAGCCUUCCAGAACCGGUGAGGGCAAGGCCAAGCUUCUAGCAAGAGUGAAAGCCCUUCUUGUUUUUCUGGAUGCGAGGAAAUAAGAGAUAUGUAGCUGGAGCGGCUACGUAUCUCCCAUUUUCUAUGAUUCUAUAAUCGGGGACCCUUGUACAGUCCUGUUGUCUCUCUAUGUCCAUGAUUAUUUGCCUAACCACGGAUCUAGCUUGGCCCAGACCCAUAGUUAUGAGGGUUUGGGGAGCAAGGCCCAGUUUCUGAAGAGUGUUUAAGACUGCUGUCUGCCAGCCAGACUGAAACUGGUCACUCAGAAUCAAUGGGGCUAUUCCUCGGGGGAGCAGUUUCAGAGUUAGCCACUUAUAUAUUGAUGUUAGACUGAUAUGAGCUUCAUCAUCCCUGUUUUUAGUCUGACCCAUGCAUUUGAAAUGCAUCUAGGAACUUGUAGAAGGGCUCUGAGGAGUUUGGAUUGCACUCUUUCAAGGGGAAUGAAUGAGGAGGGAGGCGGGCCCAGAAAGGAUCUGUAAAGGAGCUGUAGCAACGUUUUGGCUUUAUGUAAUUUUCUCCCGUCAGAUGUUAAAGUGAUAAACAGCUGUAUGACUUUUCAUAGACAUCUGAAGGCAGCCCUUGUUUGGGGAAGCUUUUAAUGUUUGAUGCGUCAUCGACCCCUGUGUUUUGUUGGAAGCUGCCCAUAGUGGCUGCGGCAACCCAGUCAGAUGGGUGGGGUAUAAGAAAUAAAUUGUUGUUUUUAUGUACCUGCAAUUUAGUAUCUUUUCUUUUUUUGAGCCUUGGAGAAUGGCAAGAGAUGGAAUGGAGUUCAGAGUCCAUCUCCAGCAUUGAAAAAGAGUCACUGACCCAUUAUUGUUGGUUGGUUGGUUUCUCUGUUUUCAUCAAAGGCUGUUUGCCUCUUCAGUUGAUAAAUUGUUCUUCCAGUUUAGCAACAAGCUCAUGUCAUGCCAUGUUGGUUUAUGCCACAAUAAAGCCAUAUGCCAGGAUAAAUCUGUUACUGGUUAAGAUGCUGCGAGAGCUAUUUGUAUUUGCUGCAAGAGACUCAUGUGAAUGACUAUCCUUGUGAAAGUUUCUCCUUUAUUUGAGUCCUUGACAAUGUAGUCAUGUUGAAUUUGGUACCGUUUUACAAUUUUCAUUCUGCUGUGCUUUAGUGUUUUUGAAGGGGAGCUUUCGGAUACCAUCCCUGUAGUUCAUGCUUCAAUUGCCGGAUGUCGAAUCAUUGGCAGAAUGUGUGUGGGUAAGUUGCAUUCUCCAAUUGGGUUGUCUUAAUCCUUCUUAAAAUAUAAAUGCUGUAGCUCAGUGAUACAGCAUCUGCUUCCCAGAUUCAAUCUCCACCAUCUUCAGGUAGGGCAGGGAAUGUCCCCUUCCUGAAACUCUGGAAAGCCGCCACUGGUCAGUGUAGACAACACUGAGCUGGAUGGAAAAAGGAAGAGAAAAAUAAUUUUCAGACAAUAUUAAUAUUAACAGUAAACAGCAAUGUGAACUGAUGGUAGUAUACUGUUAUUAUUACUGUUAAAGCGCUCUUACAUAAUGUUAUCUAAGAGCUGGGAAGCAGAUAGCUAAUAUCACUGUCCUCUUGCGACUUAAGUCACCACUGUUUCCAGGAAUAUCUAGCAGCUGCAGAAUGUCCAAUUCCCAAGAGGAGGUACUCCAGGUCCAGGAAUAAAAAUUAAAGGUGGAGACUAUUUUCACUGCUUUCUAUUUUAAAAAAAUGUUUUUUGUACCUUAGAAACCUGUUAUCUAGCAGAAAGACAAGAUAUAUUUUUAAAAAAAUAAUAUAAACUUGUUUUAAGUUAUGUAAAUUAAGAAUUUAGUUCUUCUGGCACUAGUUUGUUAGCUAGAUAUAUUGCAUUUAUUAUAUAAAAUUUUACAUAUCUGAAUGAGUAUUCGGUGACCCUAUACUGGGGCGGGAGUAUAUGGCUUAGUUUACUUGCAUUCGGUGUCUGUAGUUAUUUGCUUUGUGAAUGCAUUUCUGUACUCCAUUAAAAGCAAGAAAGGUGUCACAGGAAGUUGGGUUAGAUCCAUUUCUGUGAUUCUGUGGCAGAGUUCACACAGUUAAUAGUUUACUGUGAACAUGCAGGUGGCCCCACUUUUCUUCUCCCCUAGUGCAAAUGGGAGCUUCAAACCAUGAUCCCAGGAUUUGUUUUCUGGGUAGUGGCUGUUUGUGUUUCUUCAAACAAACCAUGAUCUUAAGUCAGUUUGUUCUUGUCUUCCCAAUUGUUUGAGCAAAAGAAACUACACAUCCCAGUCCCUACAUAAGCCAGGGAUCAUGGUUUGUUUCUGCUACCACUAGGGGAGGAGUGAAGCCAUCUGUGUGUUCAUGGUAAACAGUUAAGUAUUGUUUACUAUGACCUGUGAACUCAACCAGUGAUUUUUUUCAUUCAUUGCUUUAUGGCAUCCAGGUUUGGGGGAGAAAGAAAAUGAAAGACCUGUUACUUCUGAAUCUUGAAUUGGGUCUCUUUUCUCCCCCAUCCCUUUUCUUUUAGGAAACCGGCAUGGCUUGUUAGUCCCAAACAAUACCACGGACCAGGAGCUUCAGCACAUCCGAAACAGUCUUCCAGACUCCGUACGAAUUCAGCGAGUGGAAGAGCGCCUCUCUGCCUUGGGCAAUGUCACUACAUGCAAUGACUAUGUAGCACUUGUCCAUCCAGACAUUGACAGAGUAAAUGAGUUCAUUUUGAUCUGAAUUUUUCGGAAAUUGGCAUGCUACCGCUACUUACGUUAAGUAGUGAUAGUAGUUAAAGGAGCCUCCUUCUUCCACACAAGGUUCAGUAGCUGAGCUGCCUGCGAACUUUGACAUCCUCUCUUCCAGGCUCUUGACACCAUCAGCUGAAUUUUACAACAACUGGAAGGCAGGAUGCCAGAGACAUAGUUACAGAGACAGUUGGCAGAAUGGAAGAAAGGAGUUAUCAUUUAAACUAUUAUUUUUUAUCUUAUUAAAUUUCUAUACUGCCCUUCAACUGAGGAUCACAGGAUGAUUUACAAUAUAAAAACACAAAAAGUUGGUGGCAGCAGCAUGCUAAUUCUAUUCUAGUUGUAGUAAAUGCUUUUAAUAUGGCUUUCCUUCCAGCAGUAAGAACUACAUGCUGUGUGCUAUUGAUCACUACUGACUUGAGAUUCUAUGGUCAGAGGCAAUGGAAACUGAUCAUGCUCAGUUGAAAUCACCUAGCAACCUAGGAAGCUGUUUUAUUUCAUUGGUUCACAGAAGUCAGUACCGUCUAUACUGACUGUCAGUGGCUGUCCAUGGUUGAAGGCAAGAGUCUUCCUCAGCCCUGAAUUGAAUCUGAGACCUUCCGCAGGUCUCUGGUGGUGGACUGGCACAGAGCAACAGCCCUUCCAUGGCCAGUAUCUAAACACAGGCUCUUCUAAACAUGAGUGGUGGUUUUUGUUUAUUAAACUGAGAGUUUAGUUCUCAAAAAGGCCUUUAUAUUAAUAUUGCGAUCAUGUGUACAUUUCUUAAUGAGAUAAAUUGAUUUGGCAUUUGCUUUUAAUUAAUUAGGAAAGGUUUGAUGUGUUCACAGUGCUGGUUUUAAACAUUUCAUAUUUUUUUUACAGGAGACAGAAGAGAUUUUAGCAGACGUACUAAAAGUGGAAGUAUUUAGGCAGACGGUAGCAGAACAAGUGUUGGUGGGAAGUUAUUGUGCUUUCAGCAACCAGGGAGGACUUGUGCACCCCAAGACUUCCAUUGAAGACCAGGAUGAGCUCUCCUCAUUGCUACAAGUCCCACUUGUGGUAACUACUCUUUCUGCUGAUUUUUUAUUUAUUUAUUUUAUUUAUUUAUGCCCAGUUUUCUUACACUGUGAAGAAGUUAACAGGCUGAGUUUGAGUUGUCUGCUGCCGCCCCCCACACCUAGUGGUCUCAUAAGACUGAGAUCAGAGACCAUACCCUCUGUAUUUAUGACUGAGUUACCAUAGCCACACCCUGGCCAAUUCAAAACACGAGAUCAGUUUCUAGCACCAGUUCUAACCAUUCCUAAAUGGUUAGGCAAUGACCCUGGGCAAUGUAUAAAAGCACAAGAUUACUCUCUUUUCCCAAAACAGAAAAAUGUGUAUACUAGGAGAAUGGGUGGGGUGGGGUGGGGAGAAGAAUAUGAAGAGCAAUGAAGAAUUUGAGUGAAUGUUUACAUUAACAUGAAAUGCUUAAUGACGUGAAAUACAUCCAAAACUGAGUGUUUGAGAGUGUCUUGGGGAGAGGGGUUUGAAAUGUGCUUUGGGAAUAACAUUGAUUAAAUGAAAAAUAUCAGCGUGCCAUUGUUACAUUGGCUGCAUACAGUGUUAGUGAUUAUAAUUGGUUUCAAAAGGAUCAGUCUAGAGCUAUUUGACAAGUACCCUUCUUAAGAAACUGACUUAAAAGGGAUAAAAGCUUUUGAUGCUGCUUCUCCUGGAAUUCUGUAAAGAGAACUUUGGAGUGGCAAUCUUGUUUUGAUUCAACUCUUCACUUACCCUAAUUGUCUGCCUUUUAGAAUCCACACACUGUGAAGAGAAUCCUAUCAGUUACUAUAGCUAACACUGAAAAGUGAUGUGUACAUUAACAGUUAAGUUGAUCGCAUAUAUUGAUGAUUAUUUCUACAUAUUAAUUAGCAGCCAGGGCAGCCUGUUUCUGAGCAAAAGUGGGUGUGAGGAAAAUGAGGUUAACUCUAGCCUCUCUGGUCCCUUCUUAGCAAGUUGCUUUCUCAGCCAUGGGAGUCAGGGGAUGGGGUUGUGAUAUGAAGUUUCCAUAUCUUACACGUACUGGUAUAUUUGUCCCCCAAACUGGAAAAAAAAGCUCACAUAGUGUGGUUUUCAGCUAUAAGGAGUUAAGCCACCCAUUUUCUGCAUAGGUGGAGCUGGUUCCAGUCUUAAAGGAUUGAAACAAGUGGAGAAUAACAUGCAGAAAUCUAUGUUAUGUGUAGUUGGAGCCUACGUGGAGUGGGGUGCGGAAAUGCAGAAUCCCAAAACAGAAACACACUCUGUGUUUAAAUUCCACACAGUAGAUAAGCACUUGUGCUGUAAAUUGUUUGCAAAGACCCAGUGGAUUCCCCAAGGCCACUCAAUGAGAACUGUGGGCUAGAGAAUUGGGGCCUGGCUUUUCUGACAUUUCUGAAUGCUGGGCUAUAUUAUUUUUGAAAUGAUGAUAAAACAUAAAGAGCUAACUUACUGGUUCUGGAGGGCUUGGCUUCUAUUGCCUUCUCAAAUAUUUUACUUAAAAUAUUUCUAUCCUGCCUUUCCACUAAAAAGUAUUCAAGGCUACUGGUUCCAAACUAAAUUAUCAGUUACAUAUACUUUACUUCUGGCUCAUAAUACAUCCAACCCUGGGUGGUGGGAAGUAUUAACUCUGAUGUUAGUCCAUUGGGUAUUGCUGUUAUAGAUGAGGGGAAGGGGAAAAAAAUCUCUCUUAGCCAGAGGUACUGUCAUGAAUGUCUCUCUCUUUUUUACCAGGCUGGAACUGUUAACCGUGGCAGUGAGGUGAUUGCAGCUGGAAUGGUUGUGAAUGACUGGUGUGCCUUCUGUGGCCUGGACACAACCAGCACAGAGUUAUCUGUUAUUGAGAGUGUCUUUAAACUCAAUGAAUCACAGCCAAGUACCAUUGCUACUACUAUGAGAGAUUCUUUGAUUGACAGGUAGGUUUGACACUUGUUUUCUCACAAAUCUAGUAAACGCCUCAAGGUCAGUGACUGCCUGGAUUCUCAUUUUGCUUAUUAUAACUUUCCUGUGAUUACUCACAAAUGGUGAUUAUAGUUCAUUUUCUUCAGUUGUCUCAGUACUUUCACCUGCUUGCCAAGGUCUGUGAAACUGAUCUGCUAGAAGUUCUAGUACCACUUUCAUCAUUUGCAAAGGGAAUACUUUUUCUAUAUAUCCCACCCACCAUUUUCACUCCACUUACGUGAGGGUUACAUUUUGGGGGGCCAUGCACAUAAGUGAAAUUGCAUAAAGUGGGGAGCAAACCACUUUAAUGGGGGGGAGCGCAGGGAGGAGAGAGAGAGAGACUCACCCUGGAAAUUGUUCGGGGCCGCUGCCCGGCCUGUCCCAAGCCUGCCUAAGGGGAGUUAGUGCGCGUGGUGGUGGAUGGCCACAGAGGACGAGGGCUGAGAAGGACACCCAGCAGAACUGUUGCCAGGAUGGGUGUGUAGAGGUAGAGAGAAGGCACCUCCUGCCCCAUGUUGCUGGCCAAUGAAAGGCCACCUUCCCUCACUCAAGGCAGCAGCCCAGAGCAACUUCCAGGCAGCAGGCCAGAGUGAGGCAAGACCUACCGUAUCUAUUUUGUGACGACCUGCGUAAACAUUUAUUUUGUAUUGCAAAAAAAUUGUGUGGGAUGCGUGUGUGUAUCCAGCCUGUAAUUAAUAUUUGCAGUGACUUGAUCCAUGACUCGAUUCAAGAAUAAUAAACUUUGUAAGUUUUUUUAAAAACCUUGCACCUUCUCAUGCAUCUGCUACCUGUGUGAGCACAUUGUGCUUUGCUACUGGCUUACGGAAUGGCCAAAAGGGGCAGUGAAUAAAGUGGGAGGCCUCUGGACUCUUUGCCUUUAUGUGGCAUGUCUAAUCUCCUGACCAUUGUGAGAAUUCAGUACUGACAUGGCUGUAUAGCUGAUACUUCUACAUGCAUCCAGUUAGUGACCUUCACAAUGCAGUCCAAUUAUUGUGACAGGUUUUGAAUUCCCUGUUGCACCUUGCCUGGUUUUUUAGAUGACGGAGAUGAAAAUAAGACAGCCUUGCUGGAGCCCCAAAAGUAUUUUUGGCUAACCUUCAUUUCUGUUUCCUUUUUUAGCUUGACAUGAUCUGCUGCUCCUUGACCACCACAGAAGCACUGAAGGCCAGAUUAUGAUCUUGAUUGCUCACUGAAGUAAAUGCUCUGUUUAUUACUCUGCAGACCUAGACCAGGAAGGGUAUACAACAAUCAGCAUUUCUAAACUACAAUGUUACACACCUGUGCCCCUUUUUGUUACUUCUGCUAAUAUGGCCUGCUUUUAUUAAUUCAUGAGAUAAUUUUCAAAUUGUGAGUGUAUGUUUUAGAAAAAUGUUUAAAGAUGUCAUUACAUGUAAUAAUGGUUAAAAAAACAAAACAAAAUGGUUUUCUCCUUCUGCAUUCACCGGCAUGUGCCUGAACCAGCUAUAAUUUCUCGAUCAGACGGAGCUGGGAUUUCUACUGGAUCAUUUUUACAUAGCCUGCAGCCUAGAUUAAUGUAGCUGUCAUAUGUAAAUUUGGUAGUCAGACACUGCCUGUUAAAAGGACUGAAAUAAGCCAUGGAGCUUUUUGCCAUAUCCCUAUAAUUCUGUAAAGUCAACAUGUGCUAGCAGUUCUCUGAAAUGACACUGGCCUUUAUCUGUGGAGGAAGACCAGGUGAAAGACCAACCUAUCCAUCUGCUGAAGUUAUGAAGAGCCUUUACUUUAGAGGAAAUAGCCUGGGUGGAAAUAAUUUAUUUUGGCCUCUUCGUUGUAUGCACACUUCCUUAACAAUUCAGUCAUAAGAAACUACUUUGCAACCUGUAUCUUAAGCCUCUUAUGAGGCUCUGCUUUGUUGCGCAGCGAUAGAAGCAAUCCUUGGAAGUAGGUGAUGGUGUCACUUGGUUGAGGCUUAAUGCCAAAGGCAGUUAAAACUAAUAAACCUUAAAGCUAAAAACCGUUGUUCUGGACAUUGAUACUGGAAUUCAAUAUAAGGGAUAAGGGCUGCAUCAAACUUAAGAGUUCUGAAAGAACACGUUUUAUUAAACAAUCUGGCUUUUACUUGAAAGCUUUCCAUAGCUACUUUAUGAUUUCAUAGCUUUUUCUUUCCCUGCUGCAGUUUACUGGCCAAAGUACCUGUUUCAAUUGUGCCAUCGUGUCUUUUCUCAUUGUUCCUGACUAUUACAAAAUCACCCUUGUCUUCCUCUGUAAGGUGAUCUAGCAUGCUCUACUCCAUGUUUUAUACAUCUAGCUCAAACACAUCCCAGUAAUGAAGCAUGGUACAAGUUAAAAGCAGCUGAAGGUGUAUUACACUGGAGUGGGGAAUCUUUGAUCCUCCAGACAGUUCUAAAAUACAGCUCCCAUCAUCUCUGAUUAUUGGCUAGGCUGGCGGGAGUUGGGAGUCCAAUAACAUCUAGAGGGCCACAGGUUUCUUGCUCCUGUAUUACACAUUUAAUCCUCCAGUCUUGCACUGUUUGCUUACAUUAUUUCCUGAAUAUAUUACUUUCCCCACCUCCCACAAUAGUGGGGUUUUGCAGUUCUUAACACUGCAAACACUGCUGUUAAGGGAAUCUAGUGCAACAAUAAAUUGUUCAGCUCACAACAUAUUUUCUUUAUGAACUGUAGUGGUCCAAUAGACUAUUGAAAGCUCCUUUAUCACUAUAGUACUUUCUUACUGACGUUACACAAAAUGCCCUACUGCAAGAACUUUCAGGCAUGUUUAUAUAUAUAUAAAACUUGCACUCACCAUACAUGCUCGCAUUGGAACGUCUUGUAAAUAUCUAGCAUCCAUAUAUGCCUUGAAGUGCAACCACAUUGAAUAAUAAUUGCUAAACCACUGUAUCCCAGAUGUGAGUGCAGUGGCAUUUGAUUUAGCUAUCUGACCCACAGAUGACAAGAGAUUGAGUGUGCACAGAGGACUAGACAUUUUCUUCUGCCAUGUGGCUAUUUUUCUGAGAGUAGCCAGACUGCUCUGUGAAGCAAAUGUAACCUGCAGCAGCAGCUUUUAAAUGUGGUGUUAGCAAAAGUGAUGGGUAGAAUGUUUAAGAAAAGGGGAACAAAUAACUUACGCAGUAACCAGUAGAAAAGAGACUACUUGGUUUUUUUAAAAAUCUAUUAUGAAUAUGGAAGAAAUGGAAAAUACAUUUAACACCUUAAGUGUGGAAUCUAGAAACAAGCUCCCAUCAACAGAUUAGAAAAGCAAAAUAUUUCUGCCUGAAAACAGCAAAAAACAAAAACUCUGAAAUCCAGGAGAACCAGAAAUGUAACACCUUAGGAGCAGGCAGAUUUAUUGGAAUAUUAUUGGAAUAUUAAUAAACUGGCCAGUCUCAAAUUUUUAGAGAGUUUGGAAACAACAGAUGCUGUUCAAGUGUCCUGACAAACAUUCAUUUAAAAAUGUAUGACAAGAUGACAAACUCCUUUAAUAAAUGUGCUGGUGUUUGAUUUCAUGAGCACUUUGUUUGUGUGGUAUGGCAAAAUGACAAACUCCUUUAAUAAUUGUGUCAAUUUGCAUUGUAACACAAGUAGAUUUAGAUACAUAACAGUGUAUCUAACAGUGUAACAGUGUACAUAACAGUGUAAAUUUGAUUUUAUCAAAUUUAGAUCUGACUCAAAUAAUAAUGAGAUGGGACAUUAUAAUAGAUUGAUACAGUAACAUUGUAAGAUAAUUUUUUAGGUACUAGGGUAAGAUCAAGUAUCAGCAAGGAGGUGUUUUCAAAGCAGAGCUGCAAGACAAGGAUGAAAUCCUAUUGAGUCCGUAUGAUGGCAGCACCUUUUAAAUAAGUGGAUAGUCUGACAGAAUUAGAUAUGGGGCAAAACUCUAAAUCUAGUUAAUACCAUACGUGAUCUUGAUGAUGUGUUACAUAGGGACCACUCAGCUAUUAGCAGGAGGCUUCCAAGAUGUUUAAAGCAGAUAAAGCUUAUGGGGCAAUUUUAAUUAUUUUUAAAGCAAAAAUGGAUUGCCAUAAGACAGUUAUGCAACUUCUAGAUUAUAUCAAGUAUUUGUUCUGGAAAUUUUAUGCUUCUCAGGUGAGUAAUUUCAGAACAGUAGCAGUGUUUGGAAUUAGAUUCAGGUGGGUAGCCGUGUUGGUCUGAUGCAGUUGAAAUAAAUUAAAAAAUUGUCCAGUAGCACCCUAGACACCAACUAAGUUUGUUCUGGGUAUAUGCUUUCGUUGCAUGCACACUUCAUCAGAUGGUAUUUGAAAAAGUGUGCAUGCACACAAAAUCUUCUACCCAGAACAAACUUGGUUGGUUUCUAAGUUGCUACUGGACAAGUGUUUGGAAUUGUGCUGAAAGUGCUUGAUAGUGUGAAAGUUAUUCCUGGGUGCACAACAAAACCAUAUUAAGAGUUCCAUAGAAUAGCCGAGUCCCGAGCUUGCAACUUGUAUGGAUAUUUUACUCUGCCCAAGUCUUUGAAGCCUUUGCAGUGUUGCAAUUAAGUUCACAUAUAAAUCAGUAUUUGGGGGUGGCAAAAAACAUUUGAGCAAGUACUGUCAACCUGCAUUUCACUGUUUGUAGCACUUUCACAUCUGUUCAGGUUCAUUGUAGUAAUAGUGAUUGCAUGCAAACCACACACAAUUUACUGAGGUUUAUGUUGGUUCACAGAAGCAGCAACUUGCAUGCACUGCUAAAAGUCAACAUGGCCUAUUUAAAAACCAUGCUUGCCAUCCUCUCCUGAGUUGAUACUUAAUCAAUAGCUGCAAAAAAAAGGGCAAAAUGCUGUAGCACCUUACGACUGCCUUAUUGUGGCAUGAGCUUUCAAGGCAACAUCAAAUAUAUUAAGUGUAUCCACUUUUAAGUAUGACAUGGCUUUGCUUUUCUAAACUUUCACCUGAAAGUGAAGGUAAUAUAAGGGAAGUAUCUUCUAGUUACUGUUACAUGCUGAAACUGGGACAAUCCAGUGUCUCACCCGUAAUACCAAUUUGAUGAAUUUGGGAUAGUUGUGGGGGAGGGAAUGGAAACGCCACCUUGAAUAGUUCAUGAUUUUUACCCCAAUUUGAGGGGUUGGAAAGCCUAGAGUGGAUGUGCAGACAACAGUCAGUGGACAUGGGAUAAGCACCUCUCCUCGCAAGUGGGCCCUGCAUCUCCAUUAUUUUGGCAUAAAAAAGGUUGGGAUCAGGCCACUAGCAGAACAGACACAGUUGGCAGAAUGGAUUGUCCCAUCUCAAAAUCUGCUCCAGAGGAUUGGGGAACCCUCCAUAGCAGAUUUGGGGGAAAUUUAGGAAAGGAAAGACACUGUGAUGUUGGGUAUUGUCCUUAAGAGUUUUGGCAACAUGAACUUGUGAUAUGAAAAUAAAAAUUAAAACCCCAAAAGGUUUUUCUCUGAUUACAUUCCUAUAAUUUCCAAUAGGUCUCUAGCAUAACAGCAAGUAGAGAAUCUCCUGAAAAGGCAAAAAAGAUUGAUGUCUUGCCAACAAGAAUGACAAAAAUAUACUGCAUCAAAAUAAACCAACUUGAUUUGUCUAGCCUAUGAGUAAACCAGAAAUACUUAGUUUUUAUACCUACCUGGAAAGCAGAGUAGGAUAGUUUCUACUAGUGAAUGCCAUCCACUGUACUAGUCUAAAAGAUACGUGCAGCUUUCUCUCUUGUUUUAAAGAUACAUGUGGCACACCAAUAUCGUUUAAGCACUGAUACUAUAAAAUACUGCAAUUUACUUUAUACAUUUUGGAGAAUUUGCCAGAUUAAAGUUUCUAAAUCGCAAUCUUUAGGAUAACCUCCCACUCCUGAUUAAGUGGUAUAUAAAUGCCUCUUGAAUAAACAAAUCAGAUUUUAAAAACAUGAAUUUCUGUCUGGAUGCCACUCCUUUCCUGCACUACUGCAACUACAAUUCUCAUCAUAAUUUUGUUAAAGAAUAUCAAGCAUCCUAAUGUACAUGCCACUUGGCCUCCAUUUAUAAAAAAAAGGAUCAAGGGGACUUGUAUUUGCAGAGUACCAUAUACAGUAUCAAAGGUGGUAUGUUACUGAGUGCCAAUCACUGGGGAACCCGCAUGUCCUUGUGGCUUGCAUCUGGUUGGCCACUUUAAGAACAAUGUUGGGCUGGAUGGACCUUUGUCCUCAUUCAGCAGGAGCCUUCUUACAUUCUUAAAUAUCACAGAAUUUGCCUUUAAUCUUAUAAUGGUAACAAUUAAUUUAUUGUUGCCAACUUAAAAUAGUGGUAAUAUGACAUUUAAAUAUUUAGUACAUGACAGGUUCUUAAAAACAGAGUUUUAAGGGCUUCAUUCAUGUUAGUGUUCAAACCCAAUUGCUUAGUCUUGCAGACUGGUUGUAUUCACAAAUUUCGGUUCCUAGUUGCUGUUGUGAUUUGAUCUGGCUUUAGAGCUGUUUGAAGUCGUGGUCUACACAGAAUUAUCUCCUAAGAGCUCUUUAUGUGUGUCUGCCAUUGCAGAGUGGGAACAUCAGCUAAUUACCAUGAAUGUACAAAACAUCUGACCAGCAGGUAUUGGAAAAAAACAGUAUCCAGGUAAUUGCCUGGUUCCUGUAAUAAAUUAAAAUAUUUCAG